Messenger RNA from Pogonomyrmex barbatus (red harvester ant), 2036 nucleotides. RefSeq names its product Tubulin-binding cofactor E. Gene Ontology annotation, molecular function: protein binding. Lineage: Eukaryota; Metazoa; Arthropoda; Insecta; Hymenoptera; Formicidae. The record is from RefSeq and is a predicted model, not a curated record.
UUCACAUUUACAUGCGAACACGACGCAGUCGCGCAGGCGGUGUGUGGGUGCUCAUCAGGAAUACCUUCUAUUGCGAAGUGCUGCGAAGCUCUUGGGGAGUACAAAAUAGAGAGGCAACGAGACGCUAUAUUCGUUUCGUUUUAACUUGUUUUUGUCACCGUUAUCUCUCGCGAUACUCCUGAUAUCGCGUUCCUGCCUCCCCCGUAUUUUCUCAAUGUGCCUUUCUGAGUUCGAGGUUACGUUGUCAGUCGCGAUCUGAAGCGAUCAUUCUGAUAGGUAUGGUAGAAGAUAAAAAGUACGAGAUCGGAAGUCGUAUCGAGUGUGAUGGAUAUCGAGGUACAUUGAAAUACGUUGGAUCCGUCGGGGACACUAAAGGAGAGUGGUUGGGCAUAGAUUGGGACGAUCCAACUCGUGGCAAGCACAAUGGCACAUACGAAGGCAUGGAGUAUUUUCAAGCCAGACAUUCCACAUCAGGAUCCUUUAUACGACCGGGCAAAGCCAAGUUUGGGAUAUCUUGUCCACAAGCUAUUGAAAUGCGCUAUGGACUAAUUGAUGAUGAAUUAGCAGGCAUAGACAGAGGCGAGGUGUCAAGUUUAAGAAAGGAAAUCAACGCACCAUUCUUGGAACUGGUUGGCUUCUCCGAAGUGAACAAGAAGCAGAGCAAGUUUGAUGAGUUGAAGAUAGCUUGGCUGAGAGAUCAGCGAGUCUCUAAUGCAGGAAAGCCAGGGGAAUUGGAAGAAUUGUGUCCUAAUUUGGAAGAUUUGGAUUUAUCUAAAAAUUUAAUAAACUCAUGGAAAAUCAUAGCAGAGAUAUGUUCUCAGCUUUGUUCUCUGGUAUUUCUUAAUGUCAGUGAAAAUUAUUUACCUAUAGAAGAUGUGGCAACACUAGAAGAUUCAUUUCCAACCGUUAGGCUCUUAACCAUAGCUAAAAUGAAUUAUAACUGGUCUGAUAUUCGGCAAUGUAUAUCAAUCUUUCCAUCGAUCGAAGAACUAUCAGUCUCCUUUAAUGUUAUUUCGACUAUAGAUGAGAUAACAGUAAAUACUGAUUUAAUGAAAAUAAGUACACUAAUACUCGAAGGAAAUCUAAUAUCAAGUUGGGACGAGAUACUUAAAUUAGGUUCCCUUCCAUGCUUAGAAAAUCUUAAUGUGAGUUCAAAUAAAAUAGAUAGAAUUGUGUUUCCGUCUUCGGCAUCAACGCAUAAAACUGCGCUAUUUCCUAAGCUAUAUCAGUUGAAUAUUUCGGAAAAUAACAUAUCAGAGUGGCAGUCAAUUAGCGAAUUGGAUAAGCUAUCCAAGUUAGAUGAUUUAAAGUUCAGAGAAAAUCCUGUUUUAAAGAACAAAUCUAUAGAGACUGCUCGACAAUUGAUAAUCGCAAAAAUAGAGAACUUAAUGCAUUUGAAUGGUACAUUGAUAUUUCACGAUGAAAGGAGAGGUGCUGAAUAUGAUUAUUUAAAAUUGUAUUUACCUAUAUGGCUAGAAACCGAAAAUAACCCAGAGAAGAGAAUGACAUUUAUAAAUGAACAUCCGCGAUAUCCUAUCUUAGUUGAUAAAUAUGGGAUUGCGGAUAUUCCUUCGAUUAGGCCGAAAGUAGAAUUCAUUUCUAAUGUGAUAACUGUGGAUUUUGUAUGUCCGGAUGAUCCGAGUCACAAGAUUAAAAGGAAGUUGUUUAAAGAUAUGGAUGUUCAAAAAAUGAUUGGAGUUGCGCAAAGACUCUUCAAAACUGAUGGAAAGAUCCCGACUCUUUCAUUUAUUCCACGGAAUCAUUCGAGCGAUGAAAUACCAUUGGAUAAACCACUGCAAAAAGUUAGUUACUAUUCAAUACAAGAUGGUGAUCAGAUUAUUGUGAGAUGGUAAUAUCGAAUAAAUUAUAUUUAUAAAUACGAUUGUAUUUUCUCCGCUGUUAAAAUUCGCUCUAUGAUACUUUGUUGUUAAAAGUUUUUUAACUGCAUCUCAUGUUCUUGAUGGAUCUUGCCGAGAAUGCGGAACUUGAUGAUGUAAGCUUAAGUCAACGAGAUAAAUACUCAUCAUUGGAAAAAA